Messenger RNA from Liolophura sinensis, 4680 nucleotides. RefSeq names its product alanine--tRNA ligase, cytoplasmic-like. Lineage: Eukaryota; Metazoa; Mollusca; Polyplacophora; Chitonida; Chitonidae. Gene Ontology annotation, cellular component: mitochondrion; cytoplasm. Gene Ontology annotation, biological process: alanyl-tRNA aminoacylation. Gene Ontology annotation, molecular function: aminoacyl-tRNA deacylase activity; ATP binding; alanine-tRNA ligase activity. The record is from RefSeq and is a predicted model, not a curated record.
CGGAAAUACAGACCACGCUCAUAAACCUUCACGGUAAACGUGGGAAACCGGCUUUAUUCGUUGUAGUCGAAAAGUGAUUUUGUGUAGAUCUGGUUAUUGAGAAUCUGUCCCUCCCAUAAGACACAGCCGUUUGCUGACACUGGGCACAAGCGACAACCAUUAUGGAUUCAAGUAUCAGUGGCUCUGGACUGAGGAAAUUGUUUGUGGAUUUCUUCAAGGAGAAAGGCCAUACCUAUGUUCAUUCCUGCUCCACCACAAACGAUGACCCCACCCUGCUGUUUAUAAACUCAGGCAUGUGCCAGUAUAAACCGAUCUUUCUGGGGACAGUUGACCCUAAUAGUGACAUGGGUAAGUAUGUGCGUGCUGCAAACAGCCAGAAGUGUAUCCGUGCAGGAGGCAAGCAUAAUGACUUGGAUGAUGUGGGAAAAGAUGUCUACCAUCACACAUUCUUUGAGAUGAUGGGUAACUGGUCCUUUGGGGAUUACUUUAAGAAAGAGGCUUGUGCGUUUGCCUGGGAGCUGCUCAUUGAUAGACUGAAGAUUCCUGCUGAUCGUCUGUAUGUCACAUAUUUUGGUGGAGAUAAGAAUGGCCUGGAUCCUGAUCUGGAAACAAAGCAGAUCUGGAUGGAAAACAUCGGUCUACCUGCUGAGAGAGUGUUACCUUUUGGAAUGAAGGACAAUUUCUGGGAGAUGGGGGAGACAGGGCCUUGUGGACCGUGUACAGAGAUCCACUUCGACCGUAUAGGGGGCCGCGAUGCCAAAGACUUGGUCAACAUGGAUGACCCAGAUGUGCUGGAAAUCUGGAAUCUCGUAUUCAUACAGUUCACAGGUAAAGAAACUGAUGGCUCUCUCGUGACCUUACCCAAGAAGCAUGUGGACACAGGCAUGGGGUUAGAGCGGGUUGUCUCUGUGCUACAGGGCAAACGAUCAAACUACGACACAGAUCUCUUCACACCCAUUUUCGAGGCCAUUCAGAAGGGAACAGAUUGUCGUGAGUACACAGGGCAUGUUGGGAAGGAUGAUGUGGAUGGUGUUGACAUGGCAUACAGGGUUCUGGCAGAUCAUGCGAGAACAUUGACGAUUUCAUUGGCCGACGGAGGACGUCCUGAUAAUACUGGAAGAGGAUAUGUGCUGCGGAGAAUCCUGCGACGUGCGGUGAGAUAUGCCACAGAGAAGCUCAAUGCUAAGCCUGGCUUCUUCGCUUCACUGGUGGACACUGUCAUUGACUCAUUGGGUGGUCCAUAUCCUGAACUAAGGAAAGAUCCUCAGAUGAUCAAGGAUAUCAUUAAUGAGGAAGAGGCACAGUUCUUAAAGACACUGAACAGAGGGCGAAGGUUAUUGGAGCGUACCAUUAAUAAACUGGGGGAUACCAAUGUGCUGCCAGGGGAUGUUGCCUGGAGAUUGUACGAUACGUAUGGUUUCCCUGUAGACUUGACUCAGUUGAUGGCAGAAGAAAAAGGCCUCAGCAUCGAUAUGGGAAGUUACGAAGAAUCUAAGAAAGAAGCACAGCUGAGAUCUCAAGGCUCAGGAGGUACCACAGAUGACCAGGUUGACCUUGAUGUCCAUGCCAUCAGUGACCUUCAGGGCCGUGGGAUUCCGGUCACUAAUGAUCUGGCCAAGUACAGAUACAGUGCGGACGAUGAGGGCAAUUACAAGUUUGAAUCAAGUUCAGGGAAAGUGCUGGCGUUAAGGGUGGGGAAGACAUUUGUGGACUCGGUCAGCACAGGUCUGGAAUGUGGCGUGGUACUGGACAAGACGUGUUUCUACGCUGAACAAGGGGGACAAAUCUACGACGUUGGUUUUAUGGUCAAGGACGGGGAAGAGGAAGUGGAACUGGCUGUGAGGAAUGUACAGGUGCGUGGCGGCUACGUCCUCCAUGUGGGGGUCAUAGAGGGCACCCUGAAGUUGGGAGAUACAGUCAGACUCACCCUGGAUGAGUCACGAAGAGUUGCUGUGAUGAAGAACCAUACUGCCACGCACAUGUUAAACUUUGGCUUGCGGAAGACGCUGGGGGAAGCAGACCAGAAAGGCUCCCUGGUGGCACCAGACAGGCUUCGCUUUGAUUUCACUGCUAAGGGAGCUAUGACUGCGAAACAGAUCGAAGAAACUGAAAAUAUCGUGAACAAUAUGGCCAAGAAAAAUGAAACGGUAUAUGCUAAAGAAGCGAGUUUGGGUGUGGCAAAGACAAUCCAGGGUUUGAGAGCAGUAUUUGAUGAGGUGUAUCCUGACCCGGUGAGGAUCAUUUCUGUAGGUGUGCCUGUAGAGGACUUAGUCAGUGACCCCAUGGGACCAGCAGGCACCCACACAACAGUCGAGUUCUGUGGUGGAACGCAUCUGUUAAAAUCUGGCCAUGUAGGACACUUCGCCAUUGUGUCAGAGGAUGCGAUCUCAAAGGGCAUUAGGAGAAUUGUGGCAGUCAGUGGAACAGAGGCUAACAAGGCGCUGCAUAAAACUCAAGUGUUGGAGAAAUCUGUGGAAGAUUUGACCAAGAAAAUAGAGAGUAACAACAAGGAGUUCACGGACAAGCAACUGACCAGGGAGAUUGUGGAGCUGGAUGAUGAUGUCUCUCAGGCUGUCAUCCCGUACUGGAGAAAGGAUCAACUAAGAAGUAAACUGAAAAGUCUGAAGAAAAAGAUGGAUGACCUUGACAAGGCCAAAAAGGCUGCUGUGAUGACCGAGGUCGUGGAGGAAGCUAAAAAGAUGAUAGAAGCUAAUCCAAACAAACCUGUUGUGAUUCAUGAGUUCAAGGCAGGCUCUAAUGCAAAGGCCCUGGAUGCAGCCAUGAAGCAAUAUAAAACUCUCUCCCCAGAAACGGCGGCCAUGUUUUUCUCUGUAGACCCUGAUGUGGGGAAGAUCCUUUGUAUGAGCUGUGUGCCCAAGUCUUCAAUCACAAAAGGCCUAAAGGCAAACGAUUGGGUGGGCCACCUAACGACUGUGAUCAAUGGGAAAGGCGGUGGGAGGGACACGUCUGCACAGGCCACUGGGACCAAUGUCAAUGCUUUGCAGGAGGCUGUCAAACUUGCAACAGAGUUUGCAAGCUUAAAACUCUCGUGAUAGAAACCACACACUUAAUUUUUCAUUUGUACAGGAUGUAUUUUCUCUGCAUUACCUGAACGUACUGGAACAUAGUAUUAAGGGUACAGAUUUUCAAGGCUGUUAAAGUGAAUAGGACUGUUGUCUCUAUCUUCAUUUAAAGAUACAUGGAAAUUUUCAAAACUGUCCAUCAUCGUCAGAUGACUUUUGUAAAGUGCUCAACAUCAUCAGUGGCAGGAGUAAUGCCUAUAUUUACAAAUGUGUAAAUCAUUGCAGUCAUUGCAUUAUAUAUUUUUUCAUGCAUAUUAUUUAUGAUUUUUAAAGACAUUAUAACUGAAUCCUGUUUGUUCAUCUUAAGUAGAUGACUGAACCAUACUUCUGGCCUAAGUUGUGAACAUAACUUUACAAGUGUCACAUAGUUCAAGCACUCUUAUUUAUGUCUUCCUGAAGUGCAAUUUCCUGUCCAUGCAUUGGGUAGUUCCUGAUAAUUUUUGUUAACCAAACUAGUGUUUUUGUGUUGUCAAGCCGCUCUUCAAUGUAUCAUGUAGUGUUGCUGAAAAAAUUGUACUUUUAGUAGAAAAGGGAUAUAUUUUCCUGUAGGUUAUGUGGUUUGGGUUCAUGUAGAAUGAAGGCAACUUCUUUCCAGAUGUGUUUUCCUGAAUAGCACCCCACCAGUCCAUCAUUAAUUACUUUAAAUAACCUAAAAUACCAUUCAUUGCUAUGUUCCUCAUUCCAGCUGGAGUUUCUGUUGGUCGUAGAAAGGUGUUAUGAGAUUUGUUGAGAAUGUACCCUUGAGGAAAACUGUGAGUGAACUGUGUGAGCAUUCAGUGAAGUAAUGAUUUAUGACACUUGCAGUUGAGAUUUCAGGCCCUCUACAGUAUUUCGCAUCUUGAAUUUGAUUGUGAGAUCAGUCUAGGUGUAAAUUAUAACCAACAUUUCUGUUUCUGGCCCUGCCUUUUGACAAUGAAAUUCUAGAUCCCCCAGCUGUUACUGUUUGAGGCCUUGGUGGCAGUAACUAUUGAUGGCACUCAUUGAACCAUUAUGGUUUUCACAGAGUUUAUUCAUUGAUUUUUUUUACGUCGUACUCAAGAAUAUUUCACUUAUACGACGGCAGCCAGCAUUAUGGUGGGUGGAAACCGGGCACAGUCCGGGGGGAAACCCGCAACCAUCCGCAGGUUGCUGACAGACCUUCUCACGUACGGCCGGAGAGGAAGCCAGCAUGAGCUGGACUUGAACUCACAGCGACGGCAUUGGUGAGAGACUCCUGGGUCAUUAUGCUGCGCUAGCGCUUUAACCGACUGAGCCACGGAGGCCCCUUGUUCAUUGAAGAACCUUGCCUUCCACCAAUGUGGUGUGCACAUCUGCAGGUCACUAAUGGAAAAGUCCAUCAGGAACUUGCCAAAAGUCAGCGGUUUACCCCCAGGCACUUCGUGUGCCCCAAACAUAAAACAACAAUGAAAUAUAUAGACAGACAUAUGCCCAUUGCUGGAGUCAUUAUGCUACUGUAAGUUCUGGUGAUACAUGUCAAAUCUUGACAUGUACAUACACUGUGAAAUGUCCUGCAAAUACCUCUGUGGUCAGAGAAUGACAAACAAGCUUAACGCUGAUGUAACCAAAAUAAAGAAUUUUUUUGUUUGUUCACCAUGUA